This is a messenger RNA of Pantherophis guttatus, 1581 nucleotides long. RefSeq names its product aquaporin 10 (gene AQP10). Gene Ontology annotation, molecular function: glycerol channel activity; urea transmembrane transporter activity; water channel activity. Gene Ontology annotation, cellular component: plasma membrane; basolateral plasma membrane. The record is from RefSeq and is a predicted model, not a curated record. Lineage: Eukaryota; Metazoa; Chordata; Lepidosauria; Squamata; Colubridae. Gene Ontology annotation, biological process: water transport; glycerol transmembrane transport.
AUGUCUUACGCCCGCUGGCUGGGCACACUUCGAACCCGUUGCAGGCUUCGCAGCCCCCUCCUGCGGCAAUGCCUGGCCGAGUUCCUGGGCGUCUUUGUUUUAAUCAUCAUCACACUCAGCGCCUCGGCCCAAAACGUCACCAGCGAAGGGACCAAAGGCAAUUUUUUAAGCUCCUCCUUGGCCAGCGGGGUUGCUGUCAUGGUGGCCGUGCACGUCUCGGGGGGCGUCUCAGGAGGACACCUGAACCCGGCCUUCUCGCUCACCCUGUGCCUCCUGGCUCAGUUUCCCUGGUGGAAACUGCCCGUUUAUUUUCUCAUCCAACUCCUGGGGGCGUUCAUGGGGGCUGGCACAGUCUACGUCCUUUAUUACGACGCCAUCCACAGCUACAGCAACGGGACCCUGAGGGUGACAGGACCCCGGGAAACUGCCUCCAUCUUUGCCACCUACCCGGCCCCUUACCUGUCCAUCCCCAACGGGUUUUUUGACCAGGUGCUGGGCACAGGAAUCCUGGUGCUGGGCAUCUUGGCCAUUAUCGAUGCCCGGAAUAAACGCAUCCCACCCGGAUUAGACCCGUUGGCCGUGGGACUCCUGGUCUUCAGCCUCAGUGUGGCGAUGGGUGCCAACUGCAGCUGUGCCAUCAACCCGGCUCGGGAUCUGGGGCCACGGCUAUUCACCUACAUCGCCGGAUGGGGUCCCCAGGUGUUCAGUGCCGGACACUGUUGGUGGUGGGUUCCCAUUGCCGCCCCCAUGUUGGGAGCCACGAUUGGGACGGCGGUCUAUCAAUUUGGAGUCGAAUUUCACCACCCAGCAGAUCCGAAAGAGCCGGAAAACUCGAAUCUGGAAAAACUGGAGCUGGGACGCGAGAAAGAGAUGGAUUUACCCGUUUACGUCGUGAACGCCUACGCCGAAUCGUGGACGGGUGCCGGCACGGAGUCCCGCUCGUCUGGCGAACCCUCAAAAUGAAACUUCCGACCAAGAUGCCUAAGAGAGGCGUCUUCCUCCUUCGUUCCCGUUUGAAUGUAUUGGGUGGGAGGACGUCUUCCUAAAUUUGGGAAUUUGUAUUCGUCAAGACUUGGAAAGAGAGAUUUGUGUGUCUGUGACAGUGGCUGAAACGAAUACUAGGUAUCCGAGGAAAGACCCACAAAUAAAGACCGUGUUUCCGUUGCGUGUCUUGGCCGGAGUUUGGCACAAAGCAGGGCCUUUUCGGCGGUGGCCCCUUCACUGCGUACAAACCAGCAAGGAUUACUUCUCUGGUCCCGUUUUUGGUGUGAAAAAGGGUGCAUCUGAGCCCCCCCCCGAGUCCAUUCCAAGUCUCCAAUAAGCAUCUCCAGAUUCCGGCGGCCAACUGCUACGUCGGCGGCCACUUCCCGGGAAAAACGGCGGUGAGACAGCACAAUUGGGCAGGCUGUUUUCAGACUCUUCCUUUUCCGCGCUCGGAUUUCGGGGAUGGUUAAGACGUCGCCUCUUUUUCACGUCGUUGAGAGGAACUCCGGAGAUCUGAGCUAAGGAUCUUUGGGGCGGGGAGGGGGUGUCUCCGAAAGUGUGUGUGUCAGAAAUAAAUUAUUUAUUUUCACCUCGGCA